Molecule: messenger RNA, 625 nt
Organism: Amorphotheca resinae ATCC 22711
Lineage: Eukaryota; Fungi; Ascomycota; Leotiomycetes; Helotiales; Amorphothecaceae
Exons: 1
Coding region: 398-577 (59 amino acids)
Source: RefSeq, a predicted model, not a curated record
AUCAUCUCAAAUCGAUCGAUCGAUUGAUAUCUAUAUCUUAUCGUCUGUCUUAUCUUCGUCCAUCAAGCCAUACAUAACUCUCUGAGGAUCAUCCAUCCAUCCAUCCAUCCAUCCAUGAUCCAUCCAUCCAUACCUUCCUUCCUUCCUUCCUUUAUUCAUUCAUGAGAUAGGUAUAAUAUCAUACCUACUUACUAGUACUACAUUGCACUGCACUGUAUUCAUUCUCCCCUAGCACCUCUCUCCCCCUCCUUUAUCACACCGUAUCAUAUCAAAAACAAAACAAAACAAAAUCUCAAACCCCGAAAGCCCUUCCUUCCUGCUUGCUUGCUUGCCCAUUAUUCUUGUAUCUCGCUCGCUCGCUCGCUCGCUCGCUCGCUCGUGCAAAAGGAAGAAGAAGAUGUGGUAUAUUAGAAAGGGCAAUGCCGAGAGCAGACGUGCAGUCAGUCAAGUCUCAGCAGCUCUAAACGCCAGUCCGCUCGCUAGCGAUUGUAGUGGUAGUCCUUUGUUUGUGAGAUAUAUGUAUGGAAGCUUGCUGGUUUUUGUACCUGUAUUCAUUACUGCCCUACUCCCCCCCUGACGAUCAGCGAAGUUAUCGAUCCUUAUAUCCGCACCAUUCACAACGCUA